Gastrolobium bilobum is the source of this 2703-nucleotide messenger RNA. RefSeq names its product telomere repeat-binding protein 1-like. NCBI's taxonomy places the organism in Eukaryota, Viridiplantae, Streptophyta, Magnoliopsida, Fabales, Fabaceae. Bases 409 to 2523 code for a protein of 704 amino acids. The record is from RefSeq and is a predicted model, not a curated record. The transcript has 10 exons.
UUUUGGUGAUCCAAAGUAACGCAAAAUUUUCUUUUUCUUUUCCCAACCGAAAUACAAACCAAAUUUUCGUGGAAAAUGAGAGAAAUUGUUUCUAUGGUGGAAAGCUAGUGCUGUUUUUUUUUAAUCACUUGGGAUUCUCCGACAAUUCGCCGAUCUGACAUUUGCCUGAAUCGCCGGAAUCUCGCUUUUUUCUGGUUAAAUUUGUGAUCUCUGAACGGCAACCUGCGGCAAGAGUUUGUUGGAGUGGUUAUUAAUACUUAAUUUUUUCAAUCGCCUCUAUCAUCAAGGUUCCUGGAUCCGGUGGAAGUCACUCGUUGGUUUCCUCUGAAUUUGAGGUUUAAUCAUACGCUCGGAGUUUUUAUUUUUUAUUUGCGCUCGAUCCAUCUAUCUUGGCAUGGUUCCUGAGAUAUGGUCUUGCAGAAGAGAUUAGAGUACGGAUUUAAUGGCUAUCAAACACCAGCCACACCCCGAGCUACCCGAUCAGCUAGGAGGAGGGCUAAAUUUCAAAGAAGAGUGGAAGACAAUCGAAUGUGUGCAUUUGACUUAUUGGCCACCAUAGCUGGUAAUUUAUUACAAGAGAAAGGGAAUCCAACCAUCUCUUGUGAUCCAUCUUCAGAAAAGGAUCAGCUUGGAUUUGGUAAAGAGUGCCAAGAUGCAAAUAAACCAUUAAAAGCUGAGCUUUCUGAUGAAGGAAGUUGUGCCAAGAAAUGUUUCUCUCAUCCUUCUUCACAAACAAAAAAUCAAAAUUGUUGCUUGAAAGAAUCCCCACUUUUUGAAAUUGAUGGCAAUUCAGGCAUUGCUUCUAUAGUAUCAAGUUCAAGUUGCUCAGAGAGGUUAGCUGCAGAGGAAUUGGUGGAUAGCAAAAGUCAUAAGGAAAUGGAAAAUGUCACUACUAAAGUUGAAUUAGAUUCUUCUGGUUAUUCACAGGAUAGUCAUUUAAAGUUACAUGGUGAUACCAGUAACAUAAAGGAUGAACUGCAUAAGUUUGAGAAGGUGCCAGUUGGAAAUGGGACUGAGAUGUUCAGUUUUGAGGAUCCGUUGGAUGAAAAGCCUCCUGCAUUGAUCAGUUUAGGUGGCACUGCCAAGUUGUUUGAUGACAGGAUUCUCUGUAGCUCAUUGUCCAAAGGUUGUGACAAUGCACCAGUAGUUAGUAGAGAUAAUGACGAAAACUCUUAUGGGUGUACUCACCCUAGUUCAAAAACCAAGUCCUUUAGGCCAAAGACUUGUAUAGAUGCUGGAAGAAUAAGGAAAAUAUUGGCUUCUAAAUUUCAGAAAGUUGCUCAAAAAUCAAAGGUUGAUACACUUUCAAACAGGGAUGGAUCUUGGAAACAAUCUUACCAAAGUAAGAACUGCUCUAAACGACAUAGUUCUCAGAUGAAUAUUCCUUUCAAAAAGAGGAAGCUUUUUAAUUAUAGCUCUGUUUCAAAGUCCAAUGGAUUUAUCAGAAGUGGUGGCAUGUAUUAUUCACCUGAGAAUGGUAAGAAUCGAGAUGCUUCUGAUUCAUCUCCCGGGAUGUGCAAAGACCCAGGACUAUCAUCCUUGGAAGCAUGUCAACACUCUGCAUUAAGAUGUAGAGGUUCUCAUGUGAAGCUUAGGAUCAAGUCAUUUAGGGUGCCGGAGCUUUUUAUUGAGAUUCCAGAAACUGCAACCAUUGGUUCCUUGAAGAGGACAGUAAUGGAUGCAGUGACUGCUGUACUUGGAGGUGGAUUACACAUUGGUGUCGUUCUCCAGGGAAAGAAAGUUGGAGAUGACAAUAAAACUCUACUUCAAACUGGAAUUUCUCAUGAUAACCAGCUGGAUGCUUUGGGUUUCACCCUUGAGCCUAAUUCUUCACAAAGUGUACUGCCUGAAUUAGCUGCACAUUCUCCCCAUGUUCCUAGUGCAGACAUACCUCAGGCUCUAAUAAGGUAUCCUUCGAGUCCGGCUGCAAUUCAUCAGAGGAUACAAGGCAAUUCUGACAUGUUACCUGAGCAUCAACUAACUAGUUUAGGUAACAUUGUUGAAAGUGACCAUGAUUCAGUACCUUCUCCUAUCAAGGCAUCUGUUGACAAAGGGAUGACAGAUUCCAAAGAACUGGUAACUGUUCUUGAAAUGGGUAAGGAGAAGCUACCUGUGGUACCUGUGCUCCAGAAGUCAAAGCAAUCCGAGAUUGUUCAGCGCCGAAUUCGCAGGCCCUUUUCUGUAGAUGAAGUGGAAGCACUGGUUCAAGCAGUUGAGAAACUGGGAACUGGAAGGUGGCGUGAUGUUAAACUUUGUGCUUUUGAUAAUGCAAAGCAUCGGACAUAUGUGGAUUUGAAGGAUAAAUGGAAAACACUGGUGCACACGGCAAGAAUAUCCUCUCUACAAAGGAGGGGAGAGCCUGUUCCCCAAGAACUUCUGGAUAGGGUCUUAACUGCCCACUCAUACUGGUCCCAGCAGCAGUCUAAACAGCACCCAGAAACAACCUUAUCCUUUAAUAAGGGGUUGUCAGCAGCACGUGGCUUUGUAGAUGGUGUGGGUGUUUUGGUUUCUGACUUUUAUUAAAUUAGACUGUCUUUUUAAAGAUUUAUAUAUUUAUAUUUAUGAAAUCUCUGUUUAUAAAUUGUAAAUGAUUGAUGCAGUAAAGAGCUUGCUAACACAAUUCUUUUGAUGCCAAUUUGAUUGUAAAUAAUUUGAUUGCUGUGUGUAAAAGUAUUACUGCUUGGUAAUUGAAACCUGCGUUUG